AUGAACGACAACGAAAAAGAAGAAGCUGCUAAUUUGAAAGAAGAAUUCGAAUGGGUUCUACGUGAAGAAGUACAUGCUAUACUACACCAGCUCCACACUGUCUUGGUUGAAUGUGCUCAUAGAUUUCCAGUGCCUUUAUAUGGAAAUGAAGGACAAAAACAGGAUAAGUUUAUUUUGACCUCCCAACCAGAACAACUCAAAUGCAUAUUGACACUUACUGGUGACAGCAUCACACAUGCAGAUAUAAGCUUCAAAGUAUUAAGACAGAUGCACUUAAUGUGUCGAACGUCAAUUAACCAAGAUGGUCCAUGGAAGUUACAGCAGAUACAAGAUGCGGCAAACCAUUUGCAGCAAGCUAUUGGUUACAUUGACAAUGUAGAUAAACAUUAUGUGUUUAGGUCAUCGGAAGAAGUGUUACAUAUAAUUCAGUGUCUGAUUGGAUCCUUGCAAAGAGCGCGUUCAGCUCUUGUGUUACCAAAGAAAAAAGCAAUUGAUGAGUUAAUGAAAAGUCGAAAUAUGAAAGCGCUAUCUCCAAAUUUACCAGAGGAUCUGGCGAUAUCUUUCUACAUACAAUCAAGCAAACUGAUUUUCGUGGCUUAUCAGCUGAGUUCAGUUCACGGGACAAUGCGGAUUGACUCUUGUCAAGCUGACUGCGCUGUACCUUGGCUUAGCGAUGUCCUCUUUAUGCUAACUGCAGCUCUCCAUAUGUGUCAACAACUAAAGGAUAAGCUGUGCGUCUUCUCUCAGUACAAAGAUUUUACAGUCGGAUCAAGAUCUGCGUCUACAGUGUUUAAUUAA
This is a messenger RNA of Pieris macdunnoughi, 798 nucleotides long. The record is from the annotation of a GenBank genome assembly. NCBI's taxonomy places the organism in Eukaryota, Metazoa, Arthropoda, Insecta, Lepidoptera, Pieridae.